Messenger RNA from Felis catus (domestic cat), 12751 nucleotides. It is a transcript of the gene PRKDC, whose product is annotated as protein kinase, DNA-activated, catalytic subunit. The coding region runs from base 35 to 12427 and encodes 4130 amino acids. NCBI's taxonomy places the organism in Eukaryota, Metazoa, Chordata, Mammalia, Carnivora, Felidae. The record is from RefSeq and is a predicted model, not a curated record. Gene Ontology annotation, biological process: telomere maintenance; immunoglobulin V(D)J recombination; double-strand break repair via nonhomologous end joining. Gene Ontology annotation, molecular function: DNA-dependent protein kinase activity; protein binding. Gene Ontology annotation, cellular component: nucleus. The transcript is spliced from 86 exons.
AGGUUGCGCACGCGCGGUGCCGGGUUUGGGCAUCAUGGCUGACUCCGGGUUAGGUGUGCAGGGCUCCCUACUGCAGCUGCAGAAGUCCUUGUCUGCCGGGGACCGCUGCAGCGCCGCGAUGGCCAGUUACCAGCUGAUCCGGGGCCUGGGGCAGGAGUGCGUGCUGAGCUCCGGCCCCUCAGUGCUGGCAUUACAGACUUCCUUAGUUUUUUCCAAAGAUUUCGGUUUGCUUGUAUUUGUUCGGAAAUCACUUAGCAUUGAUGAAUUUCGUGAUUGUAGAGAAGAAGUCCUAAAAUUUUUAUGUGUUUUCUUAGAAAAAAUUGGCCAGAAGAUCACACCUUAUUCUCUUGAUAUUAAGAAUACUUGUACCAGUGUUUACACAAAAGAUAAAGCUGCUAAAUGUAGAAUCCCAGCCCUGGAUCUUCUCAUUAAGUUACUUCGGACUUUAAGAAGUUCGAGACUCAUGGAUGAAUUUGGAAUUGGAGAGUUAUUUAGCAAAUUCUAUGGAGAACUUGCAUCAAAAACAAAAAUACAGGAUACAGUUUUAGAAAAAAUAUAUGAGCUCCUAGGAGUAUUAGGGGAAGUUCAUCCUAGUGAGAUGAUAAAUAAUUCGGAAAACCUGUUCCGGGCUUUUCUGGGUGAACUUAAGACCCAGAUGACAUCAGCACUAAGAGAGCCCAAACUGCCUGUUCUGGCAGGGUGUCUGAAGGGAUUGUCUUCACUCAUGUGUAACUUUACCAAAUCCAUGGAGGAAGACCCCCAGACUUCAAGGGAGAUUUUUGAUUUUACAUUAAAGGCAAUCCGUCCUCAGAUUGAUCUGAAGAGAUAUGCUGUACCCUUAGCUGGCUUAUGCUUGUUUACCCUGCAUGCAUCUCAGUUUAGCACCUGCCUCCUGGACAACUACAUUUCUGUAUUUGAAGUAUUGUCAAAAUGGUGUAGCCAUACGAAUGGAGAAAUAAAAAAAGCUGCACAUUCAGCUCUGGAAUCUUUUCUGAAACAGAUUUCUUUUAUGGUGGCAAAAGAUGCAGAAAUGCAUAAGGAUAAACUGCAGUACUUUAUGGAGCAAUUCUAUGGAAUCAUCAGGAACACAGAUUCAAACAGCAAGGAUUUAUCCAUUGCAAUUCGUGGAUAUGGACUUUUUGCAGGACCUUGCAAGGUUAUAAAUGCAAAAGAUGUUGACUUCAUGUAUGUAGAGCUCAUUCAGCGGUGCAAACAGCUGUUCCUCACCCAGACAGACACUGUUGAUGACCACAUUUACCACAUGCCAAGUUUCCUCCAGUCUGUUGGAAGUGUUUUGCUUUACCUUGAUACAGUUCCUGAGGUGUAUACUCCAGUUCUGGAACAUCUCAUUGUGGCACAAAUAGACAGUUUCCCACAAUAUAGUCCGAAAAUGCAGUCAGUGUGUUGUAAAGCCAUAGUAAAAGUUUUCCUGGCCUUGGUGGGGAAAGGACCAGUUCUCUGGAAUUGCAUCAGUACUGUGGUGCAUCAGGGUUUAAUUAGAAUAUGUUCUAAGCCUGUGAUCCUUCAAAAGGGUGUUGAGUCUGAAUCUGAAGACUAUCGUGCAUCAGGGGAAGUUAGAACUGGCAAAUGGAAAGUGCCCACAUAUAAAGAUUAUUUGGAUCUUUUUAGAAGUCUCCUGAGUUGUGACCAGAUGAUGGAUUUUCUUUUAGCAGAUGAAGUAUUUCUCUUUGUGAAUUCCUCCCUUCAAAGUCUGAAUCGUUUACUAUAUGAUGAAUUUGUCAAAUCAGUUUUGAAGAUUAUUGAGAAACUGGAUCUUACACUAGAAAAACAGAAUGUUGGGGGACAUGAGGAUGAAAACGAAGCUACUGGUGUUUGGGUGAUCCCGACCUCCGAUCCAGCUGCUAACUUGCAUCCUGCUAAACCCAAAGAUUUUUCAGCUUUCAUUAACCUGGUGGAAAUUUGCAGAGAGAUUCUUCCUGAGAAACAUGUAGAAUUUUUUGAGCCAUGGGUAUAUUCAUUUGCAUAUGAAUUAAUUUUGCAGUCUACACGGUUGCCUCUCAUCAGUGGUUUUUACAAAUUGCUUUCUGUUGCUGUGAGAAAUGCCAAGAAAAUAAAAUAUUUUAAGGGAGUUGGGCUAAAGAGUCAGACACAGUCUCCUGAGGACCCAGAAAAGUAUUCUUGCUUUGCUUUGUUUGCAAAAUUUGGUAAAGAGGUUUCAGUUAAAAUGAAGCAAUACAAAGAUGAACUUUUGGCCUCCUGUUUGACCUUUAUUCUGUCCCUGCCACAUGACAUCAUUGAACUUGAUAUUAGAGCCUAUGUUCCUGCAUUGCAGAUGGCUUUUAAACUGGGCCUGAGCUAUCCCCCACUGGCAGAAGUAGGCCUGAAUGCCCUAGAAGAAUGGUCGGUUUACAUCUGCAAACAUGUAAUUCAGCCCUAUUAUAAAGACAUUUUACCCAGCCUUGAUGGAUAUCUGAAAAUUUCAGCCUUAUCAGAUGAGACCAAGAACUGGGAAGUGUCAGCACUUUCUCGGGCUGCCCAGAAAGGAUUUAAUAAAGUUGUGUUAAAGCAUCUGAAAAAGACAAAGAACAUUUCAUUGAAUGAAGUACUGUCCUUAGAAGAAAUAAGGAUUAGAGUAGUACAAAUGCUUGGCUUUCUGGGAGGACAAAUAAACAAAAAUCUCCUAACAGCCACAUCCUCAGAUGAAAUGAUGAAGAAAUAUGUGGCAUGGGACAGAGAAAAAAGACUCAGUUUUGCAGUACCAUUUAUAGAGAUGAAGCCUGUCGUUUAUCUGGAUGUGUUCUUGCCUCGGGUCACAGAGUUAGCUCUUUCAGCUAGUGACAGACAAACUAAAGUUGCAGCUUGUGAACUUUUACACAGCAUAGUUAUGUUUAUGUUGGGAAAAGCCACUCAGAUGCCUGAAAGUGGUCAGGGUUUCCCACCCAUGUACCAGCUCUACAAGCGAACUUUCCCUGUGCUACUUCAACUUGCAUGUGAUGUAGACCAGGUGACGAGGCAACUAUAUGAGCCACUAGUUAUGCAACUGAUUCACUGGUUCACUAACAAUAAGAAAUUUGAAAGUCAGGAUACUGUCGCCUUAUUAGAAACAAUAUUGGAUGGAAUUGUAGACCCUGUUGACAGUACUUUAAGAGAUUUUUGUGGCCGGUGUAUUCGUGAAUUCCUCAAAUGGUCCAUUAAGCAGACAACACCGCAGCAGCAGGAAAAAAGUCCAGUAAACACCAAGUCACUUUUCAAGCGACUGUACAGCUUUGCACUUCACCCCAAUGCUUUCAAGAGGCUAGGAGCAUCACUUGCCUUUAAUAAUAUCUACAGAGAAUUCAGGGAAGAAGAAUCUCUAGUAGAACAGUUUGUGUUCGAAGCAUUGGUUAUAUAUCUGGAAAGUCUGGCCUUAGCACACACAGAUGAGAAAUCCUUAGGUACAAUUCAGCAGUGUUGUGAUGCCAUUGAUCACCUGAGGCGUAUCAUUGAAAAGAAGCAUGUAUCUUUAAACAAAGUUAAAAAAAGACGUAGGCCACGAGGAUUUCCACCCGCGGCAUCAUUGUGUUUACUAGAUGUGGUCCACUGGCUGUUAGCCCACUGUGGGAGGCCCCAGACGGAAUGUCGACACAAAUCCAUAGAACUGUUUUAUAAAUUUGUUCCUUUACUGCCAGGCAACAAAUCACCUUCUUUGUGGCUGAAAGAGAUUCUCAAGAGCAAAGAUCCUUCCUUUCUCAUAAACAUGUUUGAGGGUGGUGGAGGAGGCUGUGGUCGGCCGUCAGGCAUCCUUGCUCAGCCCACCCUCUUCCAUCUGCAAGGGCCGUUCAGCCUGCGAGCUGCCCUGCAGUGGAUGGACAUGCUUCUGGCGGCGCUGGAGUGCUACAACACCUUCACUGAGAAGAAAACCCUCACGGCACCUGAGGUCCUGGGUACUGAAACACAGUCUUCGCUUUGGAAAGCAGUGACUUUCUUUCUAGAAAGCAUUGCUAUGCACGAUAUUACGGCAGCAGAAAAGUGCUUUGGCACUGGGGCAGUAGGUCACAGACCCAGCCCCCAAGAGGGAGAAAGAUACAAUUACAGCAAAUGCACAAUUGUGGUCCGGAUUAUGGAAUUCACCACAACACUGCUCAGCAUCUCCCCAGAAGGCUGGAAGCUCCUUGAGAAGGAUUUACGUAAUAACACAAACCUUAUGAAACUCUUGGUGAAAACUCUAUGUGAGCCCUCAAGCAUAGGUUUUAAUAUCGGUGAUGUCCUAGUUAUGAAUCGUCUUCCUGAUGUUUGUGUGGACCUGAUGAAGGCACUAAAGAAGUCCCCGUACAAAGACAUCCUGGAGAUGCACCUCAAGGAAGAACUAACAGCACAGAGCAUUGAGGAGCUUUGUGCCGUUGACCUAUAUGGCCCUGAUGCUUCUGUGGAUAGGGCCAAGCUGGCUUCUGUCGUGUCGGCUUGUAAACAACUUCACAGAGCUGGUUUUUUGCAUGUUGUCUUACCAUUUCAGUCUGCAGAUCAGUAUUCUGUUGGCACAAAACUUCUUUCCCUGGUUUAUAAAAGCAUUGCACCUGGGGACGAACGACAGUGCCUUCCUUCACUAGACCCCAGUUGUAAGCGACUAGCCAGCGGACUUCUGGAGUUGGCCUUUGCUUUUGGAGUACAGUGUGAGCACCUUGUGAAUCUUCUCCUGGAUACAGCAGUGUUGUCUCUGCCACCCUCAGGAGCGUUCCAGAGAAACAUGGCCAGCUUCUGUCACGGGGAGUAUUUUUAUAGCUUGUUCUCAGAGACAGUCAACACUGAAUUGUUGAAAAAUCUAGAUCUUGCAGUAUUAGAACUCCUGAAAUCGUCUGUGGAUAAUCCCAAAAUGGUGAGCGCCAUUUUGAAUGGUAUGUUAGAUCAGAGCUUCAGGGAUCGAGCCAGCCAGAGACACCAAGGACUGAAACUUGCGAGUACAAUUCUGCAUAACUGGAAGAAGUGGGACUCGUGGUGGGCCAAAGAUUCUGCUCCUGAAAGUAAAACGGCAGUGCUGACCUUACUGGCAAAAAUUUUGCAGAUUGAUUCAUCUUUUAAUACAAAUCACAGUGCAUUCCCUGAAGUUUUUACAACAUAUGCUAGUCUACUUGGUGAUUCAAAGUUGGGUUUACAUUUAAAGGGUCAAGCUGUAAUUCUUCUUCCAUUCUUUACCAAUCUUACUGGAAGCAGUCUUGAGGACCUUAAGCAUGUUCUGGAAAAGCUUAUUGUUUCUAAUUUCCCCAUGAAGUCUGAAGAAUUUCCCCCGGGAACUCUGCGUUACAAUAAUUAUGUAGAUUGCAUGAAAAAGUUCCUAGAUGCAUUGGAAUUAUCUCAAAGUCCUAUAUUGUUGCAGUUAAUGACAGAAAUUCUUUGUCGGGAACAGCAACAUGUUAUGGAAGAAUUAUUUCAAUCUACUUUCAAAAAGAUUGCUGGAAAGAGUUCAUGUGUCACACAAUUAGCCCUUUUGGAAAGUGUGUACAGAAUGUUCAAGAGGGAUGACCUACUUUCAAAUGUCACUCGCCAAGCAUUUGUAGAUCGCUGCCUUCUCACUCUGCUGUGGCACUGUAGCCCGAAUGCCUUGAUAGAAUUCUUUAGCAAAAUUGUGGUGGAUGCCAUUGAUGUGUUGAAGUCUAGAUUUACAAAGCUAAAUGAAUCUACCUUUGAUACUCAAAUCACCAAGAAGAUGGGCUGUUACAAGAUCCUAGAUGUGAUGUAUUCUCGUCUUCCAAAAGAUGAUGUUCACUCGAAGGAGUCUAAAAUUAAUCAGGUUUUCCAUGGCUCAUGUGUUACAGAAGGAAGUGAACUUACAAAGACACUUAUUAAAUUGUGCUAUGAUGCGUUUACAGAGAACAUGGCGGGUGAGAAUCAGUUGCUAGAGAGGAGAAGACUGUACCAUUGUGCUGCGUACAACUGUGCCAUUUCUGUUAUCUGCUGUGUCUUCACCGAAUUAAAAUUUUACCAAGGUUUUCUGUUGAGUGAAAAACCUGAAAAGAACUUGCUUAUUUUUGAAAAUCUGAUUGACCUGAAACGCUGCUACACAUUUCCUGUAGAAGUUGAGGUUCCUAUGGAAAGAAGGAAAAAGUACAUUGAAAUUAGGAAAGAAGCCAGGGAAGCAGGAAAUGGGGAUUCAGGUGGCCCUCAUUAUAUAUCUUCCUUGUCGUAUUUGGCAGACAGCAGCCUGAGUGAGGAAAUGAGUCAAUUUGAUUUCUCAACUGGAGUUCAGAGCUAUUCAUACGGUUCCCAAGACCCUAAAUCUACCACUGGUCAUUUUCGGAGACGGGAUUAUAAAGAUCCCGUGAUCCAAGAUGCUGUCCUGGAGUUAGAAAUGGAUGAGCUUAAUCAGCACGAAUGUAUGGCAACCAUGACAGCCCUGAUUAAGCACAUGCAAAGAAAUCAGAUCCUACCUAAAAGAGAAGAGGGUUCAGUGCCAAGCAGUCUUCCCCCUUGGAUGAAAUUUCUUCAUGACAAACUAGGAAAUCCAUCAGUAUCAUUAAAUAUCCGUCUCUUCUUAGCCAAGCUUGUUAUUAAUACAGAAGAGGUCUUUCGCCCUUACGCGAAGUAUUGGCUCAGCCCCUUGCUGCAGCUGGUGGUUUCUGAAAACAAUGGAGGAGAAGGAAUUCACUACAUGGUGGUCGAGAUAGUGGUGACUCUUCUUUCGUGGACAGGAAUAGCUACUCCUGUGGGGGUCCCUAAAGAUGAAGUGUUAGCAAAUCGAUUGCUUCAUUUCCUAAUGAAACAUGUUUUUCAUCAAAAAAGAGCUGUGUUUAGACAUAACCUUGAAAUUAUAAAAACCCUUGUUGAAUGCUGGAAGGAUUGUUUAUCUAUCCCUUACAGGUUAAUAUUUGAAAAGUUUUCCAGUAAAGAUCCUAAUUCCAAAGACAAUUCAGUAGGAAUUCAAUUAUUAGGCAUUAUAAUGGCCAAUAACUUGCCCCCCUAUGACCCAAAAUGUGGCAUAGAGAGCGUAAAAUACUUUCAAGCUUUGGUCACUAACAUGUCUUUUGUAAAAUAUAAAGAGGUGUAUGCAGCAGCCGCAGAAGUUCUAGGACUUAUUCUUCAAUAUGUUACCAAGAAAGAAAAUAUACUGGAAGAUUUGGUGUAUGAACUGAUUGUAAAACAGUUGAAGCAGCAUCAAAAUACGAUGGAGGACAAAUUUAUUGUGUGCUUGAACAAAGCUGUGAAGAACUUUCCUCCUCUUGCCGAUAGGUUCAUGAACACUGUGUUCUUCCUGCUGCCCAAAUUUCAUGGGGUGAUGAAGACUCUCUGUCUGGAGGUGGUGCUGUGUCGUGCAGAGGAAAUAACAGAUCUCUACUUACAGUUAAAGAGCAAGGAUUUCAUUCAAGUUAUGAGAUAUAGAGAUGAUGAAAGACAGAAAGUGUGUUUGGACAUAAUUUAUAAGAUGAUGGCAAAAUUGAAACCAGUAGAACUCCGAGAACUUCUGAAUCCUGUUGUAGAAUUCAUUUCUCAUCCUUCUCCAGUGUGUAGGGAACAAAUGUAUAAUAUUCUUAUGUGGGUUCAUGACAAUUACCGAGAUCCAGAAAGUCAAGCAGAUGAGGACUCCAGGGAAAUAUUUAAGUUGGCGAAAGAUGUGUUGAUUCAAGGGUUGAUCGAUGAGAACGUUGGGCUUCAGUUAAUUAUUCGAAAUUUCUGGAGCCAUGAAACUAGAUUACCUUCAAAUACGUUGGACCGAUUGUUGGCACUAAAUUCCUUAUAUUCUCCAAAGAUAGAAGUGCAUUUUUUAAGUUUAGCAACAGAUUUUCUGCUUGAAAUGACCAGCAUGAGCCCAGAUUAUCCAAACCCUGUGUUUGAACAUCCUCUGUCAGAAUGUGAAUUUCAGGAAUAUACCAUUGAUUCUGACUGGCGUUUCCGAAGUACUGUCCUCACUCCAAUGUUUAUUGAGACUCAGGCCACCCAAAGUGUUCUCCAGACCCGGACCCAGGAGGGAUCCCUCCCAGUUCAAGGAGCGAUGGCUAAGCAGAUACGGGCCACCCAACAGCAGUAUGACUUCACACCUACACAAACUGCAGAUGGCAGAAGCUCCUUUAAUUGGCUGACUGGGAGCAGUAUUGACCCGCUGAUGGAUUAUACAGUCUCAUCCUCGGAUUCCUCAUCUUCCUCCUUGCUGUUUGCCCACAAGAAGAGUGAAAAGGCACAGAGAUCACCCUUGAAGUUAGUGGGCCCUGAUUUUGGGAAAAAAAGACUGGGACUUCCAGGGGACGAGGUGGAUAACAAAGCAAAAGGUACAGACAGUCGGGCAGAAAUAUUAAGAUUACGCAGGCGAUUUAUAAAGGACCAAGAAAAGCUCAGUUUGAUUUAUGCCAGAAAAGGUGUUGCUGAACAAAAACGAGAGAAGGAGAUCAAGAGUGAGUUAAAAAUGAAGCACGAUGCCCAAGUCAUUUUGUAUAGAAGUUACCGUCAAGGAGACCUUCCUGACAUUCAGAUUAAAUACAGUAGCCUGAUCACCCCCUUGCAAGCUGUGGCCCAGAGAGACCCAAUAAUUGCAAAACAGCUCUUUGGCAGCUUGUUUUCUGGAAUUAUAAAAGAGAUGGAUAAACACAAGACCGUGUCUGAGAAAAACAUCAUUACUCAAAAGUUGCUCCAGGACUUCAAUCAUUUUCUUAACACCACGUUCUCUUUCUUUCCACCUUUUGUUUCUUGUAUCCAGGAAAUCAGUUGCCAACACACAGACUUGCUGAGCCUCAACCCAGCUUCUGUCAGUGCUGGCUGCCUGGCCAGCCUGCAGCAGCCCGUGGGCAUCCGCCUCCUUGAAGAGGCCCUGCUCCAGCUGCUACCACCAGAGCCACCUGCCAAGCGGUUUCAGGGGAGGACUCACCUCUCACCUGAUGUCGUCAGAUGGAUGGAACUUGCUAAACUGUAUAGAUCAAUUGGAGAAUAUGACGUCCUCCGUGGUAUUUUUAGUAGUGAGAUAGGAACAAAGCAAAUCACUCAGAAUGCGGUAUUAGCAGAGGCAAGAAGCGAUUACUCUGAAGCUGCUAAACAGUAUAAUGAGGCUCUCAAUAAACAAGAAUGGGUAGAUGGUGAGCCUACUGAAGCUGAGAAGGAUUUUUGGGAACUUGCAUCCCUUGACUGUUACAACCAGCUUGCUGAGUGGAAAUCAUUGGCAUACUGUUCUAUAGUCAGCGUUGACAAUGAAAACCCUCCAGAUCUAAAUAAAAUGUGGAGUGAACCAUUUUAUCAGGAGACCUAUCUACCUUACAUGAUCCGCAGCAAGCUGAAGUUACUGCUUCAAGGGGAGGCUGACCAGUCCCUGCUGACAUUUAUUGAUGAGGCUGUGAACAAGGAGGUUCAGAAGGCUCUUAUUGAGCUGCAUUAUAGUCAGGAAUUGAGUCUUCUUUACAUCUUACAAGACGAUGUUGAUAGAGCCAAAUAUUAUAUUGAAAAUUGCAUUCAGAUUUUUAUGCAGAAUUAUUCAAGUAUUGACGUUCUCUUACACAGAAGUAGACUCACCAAAGUGCAGUCUGUACAAACUAUUAUAGAAAUUCAGGAGUUCAUCAGUUUUAUAAGCAAACAAGGUAAUUUAUCAUCUCAAGCUCCCCUUAGGAGACUUCUAAAAACCUGGACGAACAGAUACCCUGAUGCUACAAUGGAUCCAAUGAACAUCUGGGAUGACAUCAUCACAAAUCGCUGUUUCUUUCUCAGCAAAAUCGAGGAGAAACUUCUUCUUCCUCCAGAUGAUCAUAGUAUGUCCAUGGAUGGUGAUGGAGAUCCCAGUGAUGGGAUGGAAGUCCAGGAACAGGGAGAAGAGGUCUGUUCUUUGAUUAAGAACUGUGUGUUUUCUAUGAAAAUGAAGAUGGUAGAAAGUGCAAGAAAGCAGAACAAUUUCUCACUUGCCAUGAAGCUACUGAAGGAGCUGCAUAGAGACUCCAAAACAAGAGAUGGCUGGCAGGUGAAGUGGGUGCACAGCUACUCCCGGCUCAGCCACAGCCGGAGCCGGGCCCAGAGCUGCCCGGAGCAGGUCCUCACGGCGCUGAAAACAGUCUCCUUGCUGGGUGAGAGCAUAUCAAGUUACUUAAGCAAAAAUGUUUUGGCUUUCCAUGACCAGAACAUUCUCUUGGGUACAACUUACAGAAUCAUAGCUGAUGCUCUCAGCAGGGAACCAACCUGCCUUGCUGAAAUCGAGGAAAGCAAGGCUAGAAGAAUCUUGGACCUUUCUGGAUCCAGUUCAGAGAAUACAGACAAGGUGAUUGCAGGUCUAUACCAGAGAGCAUUCCAUCACCUUUCUGAGGCCGUACGGACAGCUGAAGAGGAGGCCCAGCCUUCCCUCAAGGGCCAGGGGCCUGUAGCCAGCAUGACAGAGGCUUACAUGACACUGGUGGAUUUCUGUGACCAGCAGCUUCGCAAGGAGGAGGAGAGUGCCUCAGUUAUUGAGUCUGUAGAACUGCAGAUGUAUCCAGCCCUUGUGGUGGACAAAAUGUUGAAAGCUUUAAAAUUGCAUUCCAGUGAAGCCAGGCUGAAGUUUCCCAGACUGCUGCAGAUUAUAGAGCUAUAUCCUGAGGAGACCCUGAGCCUAAUGACAAAAGAGAUGUCUUCCAUUCCUUGCUGGCAGUUCAUUGGCUGGAUCAGCCAUAUGGUGGCCUUAUUGGACAAAGAGGAAGCUGUUGCUGUCCAGCACACUGUGGAAGAAAUUGCUGAUAACUAUCCACAGGCGAUUAUCUACCCAUUUAUAAUAAGUAGUGAAAGCUAUUCCUUCAAAGAUACUUCUGCUGGUCAUAAGAAUAAGGAGUUUGUGGCAAGGAUUAAAAUUAAGUUGGAUCAAGGAGGAGUGAUUCAAGAUUUUAUUAGUGCCCUAGAGCAGCUCUCUAAUCCUGAAAUGCUCUUUAAGGACUGGACUGAUGAUAUCAAGGUUGAACUAGCAAAAACCCCUGUUAAUAAAAAACACAUUGAAAAGAUGUAUGAAAGAAUGUAUGCAGCCUUGGGAGACCCAGAGGUUCCAGGCCUUGGAGCUUUCAGAAAGAGGUUCAUUCAGGCUUUUGGAAAAGAAUUUGAUAAACACUUUGGAAAAGGAGGUUCUAAGCUACCUGGAAUGAAACUCCGUGACUUCACCGACAUUACCAACUCACUACUAUCUAAAAUGUGCAGAGACUCAAAGCCACCUGGGAAUCUGAAAGAAUGUUCACCCUGGAUGAGUGAUUUCAAAGUAGAAUUCUUGAGAAAUGAGCUGGAGAUUCCUGGUCAGUAUGAUGGCAAAGGAAAGCCAGUGCCAGAAUACCAUGCACGAAUCACCGGGUUUGAUGAGCGGGUAAAAGUAAUGGCUUCUAUCAGAAAACCGAAGCGCAUCAUCAUCCGAGGCCAUGAUGAGAAAGAGUACCCCUUCCUUGUCAAGGGGGGUGAAGACCUGCGCCAGGACCAGCGUAUUGAGCAGCUCUUCGAGGUCAUGAAUGUCCUCCUUUCUCGGGAUGCCGCCUGUAGCCAGAGAAACAUGCAGCUGAAGACCUACCGUGUCAUACCCAUGACCUCCAGAUUAGGACUAAUUGAGUGGAUUGAAAAUACUUUUACCUUGAAGGACCUUCUUUUGAGUCACAUGUCACAAGAGGAGAAAGCAGCUUAUACAAGUGAUCCCAGAGCACCACCACAUGAAUACAGAGAAUGGCUGGCAAAGAUGUCUGGGAAACAUGAUGUGGGCGCUUACGUGUCAAUGUUUAAGGCAGCUAGUCGUACUGAAACAGUCACAUCUUUUAGAAGAAGGGAAAGUAAAGUGCCAGCUGAUCUCUUAAAGCGGGCCUUUCUGAAGAUGAGCACAGGCCCUGAGGCCUUCCUGGCACUCCGCUCCCACUUUGCCAGCUCUCAUGCUCUUCUGUGCAUUAGCCACUGGAUUCUGGGCAUUGGAGACAGACAUCUGAACAAUUUCAUGGUAAGCAUGGAGACAGGCGAAAUGAUUGGAAUCGACUUUGGACAUGCAUUUGGAUCAGCUACUCAGUUUCUGCCUGUCCCUGAGUUGAUGCCUUUUCGUCUGACUCGCCAAUUUAUCAAUCUGAUGUUACCAAUGAAAGAAGCAGGUGUUAUGUGCAGUGUCAUGGUGCAUGCACUGAGAGCCUUCCGCUCACACUCAGACCUGCUUAUCAACACCAUGGACGUGUUUGUAAAGGAACCUUCCUUCGACUGGAAAAAUUUUGAACAGAAAAUGCUAAAAAAAGGAGGAUCAUGGAUUCAAGAAGUAAACGUAACUGAAAAGAAUUGGUAUCCCCGCCAGAAAAUACAUUAUGCUAAGCGAAAGUUAGCAGGUGCUAAUCCGGCAGUUAUUACUUGUGAUGAGCUCCUCCUGGGCCAUGAGAACGUACUUGCCUUUGCAGAUUAUGUGGCUGUAGCACGAGGGAACAAAGAUCACAACAUCCGUGCCCAGCAACCAGAGAGUGGACUGUCAGAAGAGGCUCAAGUGAAGUGCUUGAUUGACCAAGCAACAGACCCCAAUAUCCUUGGCAGAACUUGGAUAGGAUGGGAGCCCUGGAUGUGAAGACUAUGGGAGUCAGUGGAUAAAAAGCAUGAAAGUGUUUAAAGAAUCUCAACUCUCACCUACAGCAAUCAAUGUGCUGAUUUUCCUGAUGCACUAAAGAAAUCUAUUUAGUGGUAAAGUCUCGUAGCAGGAGUUUAAUCAAGAUCAUGAUGAAUAAGUGAAUAUUGGUAUAAAUGAAUGAUUAGAUUAUAAACAACGAUUAGAAUUAUAAUAGAAAAAUAUAUCUAAGCUUGUAUAAGUAUUAAAUCAAGAAUAUAGCAUAUUACAAGUGCUAUGACUUAGAUAAACCAGCUAUCUUAAUAAAUGGUUUAAGUAUGAACAUCC